This is a messenger RNA of Bombina bombina (fire-bellied toad), 613 nucleotides long. It is a transcript of the gene TRIAP1, whose product is annotated as TP53 regulated inhibitor of apoptosis 1. The transcript is spliced from 2 exons. Bases 116 to 352 code for a protein of 78 amino acids. Lineage: Eukaryota; Metazoa; Chordata; Amphibia; Anura; Bombinatoridae. The record is from RefSeq and is a predicted model, not a curated record.
UAUUUAAAAAGGUCAUUUUAUAUCCGACUUUAUGAUGGCAGCGGCCGCAGCUUCUAGAUUCCGGUAAAAAAAAAAAAAAAGCUUUACGGUAGAUAGUGCUACAGUUCAAUGCAGUAUGAACAGCGUAGGCGAAGAAUGCACAGAUAUGAAGCGGGAAUAUGACCAGUGUUUUAAUCGCUGGUUCGCUGAGAAUUUCCUUAAAGGUAAAGGUGGCAGUGACCCGUGUACCGAACUAUUCCGGAACUACCGGCAAUGCGUACAGAAAGCGAUUAAAGAUAAGGACAUUCCGGUUGACGGCAUAGACUUCAUGGCUCCUAGCAAAGAGAAACCAGAACCGGACAGCUCCUCGUGACUAAGAGCGGGCCCGAAAACCAGAGGGCCCAGAGUUUUAAAUCAAGGAAAAUCUUUUUUUUUUUUAUAAUAAAAUGUGAAAAGCAUUAUUUUUACCGUUCACGGGAUUUGUUAGUACAUUAAACUAAGAUGAGCCAUUAUUUGACCCGUUUGCAAUGAAAUAGGAUUCGGGACAUUUUACGGUCGCAAUACAGAAAUACUAUAUUCUCGUUUAUAUGAAGUGGUUAUCGAGAAGUAAAGGAUAAGACAAUGAUUAAAAAUG